ACGAUCUCUCGCUCACGCCGCUGCGGAGACAGAAGUAUCUGUUCGACGUGUCCACGCUCUCGGACAAAGAGGAGCUGGUGGGCGCGGAGCUGCGGCUCUUCCGCCGGCCGCCCACCUCCGUCCCGUCCCCGGGGGGCGGGCCGUCCGCGCCGGCCCACGUGCAGCUGCGGCCGUGCCAGUCGCCGCGGCUGCUGGACGCGCGGACCCUGCACCCGCAGAGGGCGCCCCGGGCCGGCUGGGAAGUCUUCGACGUGGGCCAGGGCCUGCGCCCGGGGCCGCGGCGGCUGUGCCUGGAGCUGCGCGUCGUCGGGGGCCCCGAGGAGGCGGCGGUGCCCAGCCCGGACCUGCGGAGUCUGGGCUUCGGCCGGCGCGUCCGGGCCCCGCAGGAGCGCGCGCUGCUCGUGGCCUUCACGCGCUCCCCGCGCAGGAACCUCUUCGCCGAGAUGCGCGAGCAGCCGGGCCAGCGGGAGGAGCAGGGGGCGCGGCGGGCGGCGGCGGCGAAGGCGCGCGCGCGCGUCCCGGGCUGGUGGUCCCCGGGCGCGGCGGGGCGGCGGCGAAGGCGCACGGCCCUGGCCAGCCGCCACGGCAAGCGGCACGGCAAGAAGGCGCGUGUGCGCUGCAGCCGGAGGCCCCUGCACGUGAACUUCAAGGAGCUGGGCUGGGACGACUGGAUCAUCGCGCCCCUCGAGUACGAGGCCUUCCACUGCGAGGGCGUGUGCGACUUCCCGCUGCGCUCGCACCUGGAGCCCACCAACCACGCCAUCAUCCAGACGCUCAUGAACUCCAUGGACCCCGGCGCCACCCCGCCCAGCUGCUGCGUGCCCACCAAGCUCACGCCCAUCAGCAUCCUGUACAUCGACGCGGGCAACAACGUGGUCUACAAGCAGUACGAGGAUAUGGUGGUGGAGUCGUGCGGCUGCAGGUAG
Sorex fumeus (smoky shrew) is the source of this 926-nucleotide messenger RNA. RefSeq names its product growth differentiation factor 6 (gene GDF6). Gene Ontology annotation, molecular function: growth factor activity; cytokine activity. NCBI's taxonomy places the organism in Eukaryota, Metazoa, Chordata, Mammalia, Eulipotyphla, Soricidae. The record is from RefSeq and is a predicted model, not a curated record. Gene Ontology annotation, cellular component: extracellular region. Gene Ontology annotation, biological process: BMP signaling pathway; SMAD protein signal transduction.